This is a messenger RNA of Musa acuminata AAA Group (dessert banana), 1336 nucleotides long. RefSeq names its product clavaminate synthase-like protein At3g21360. Gene Ontology annotation, molecular function: oxidoreductase activity. The transcript is spliced from 3 exons. The record is from RefSeq and is a predicted model, not a curated record. NCBI's taxonomy places the organism in Eukaryota, Viridiplantae, Streptophyta, Magnoliopsida, Zingiberales, Musaceae. Bases 109 to 1089 code for a protein of 326 amino acids.
ACCCAAUGAAUGUGGACGUGCUUCUGAACCUCAUACCAUUUGCAUUUGGCUGAUAUCUCCUCGGUCUCGACCUCAACAGUAGUGGCUCGCAGCGACGGCAAGGGUUUGAUGGCCCACGACGAGCUGUUCGUGGAGACGAGCAUCCCGGAGCAGAAGGCCGUCGGCGGCGUCCUCUUUCCGGCGGUCCUCUAUCCGAGCCCGACCGUGGAUCUCGACCUAGGCAGCUUCAACGCGGCCGUGGCAUCCCAGAGGCCCCGCCUCGAGUCGCUCCUGCGGUCGAGCGGCGCCAUACUCCUGCGCGGCUUCCCUGUCCGGGACGCCGCCGACUUCGACCGCGCCGUGGCCGCCUUCGGCUACGACGAGCUCCCCUACGUCGGCGGCGCCGCUCCCCGCACCAACGUCGUCGGCCGCGUCUUCACCGCCAACGAGUCCCCACCCGACCAGAAGAUCCCCUUCCACCACGAGAUGGCGCAGGUGCCGGAGUUCCCGACGAAAUUGUUCUUUUUCUGCGAGGUGGAGCCUGGAAGCGGCGGGGAAACUCCGAUCGUGCUAAGCCAUCUAGUUUACGAGAGGAUGAAGGCAAAAUUUCCGGAGUUCGUGGCGCGAUUGGAGGAAUAUGGCUUGAUCUACACGAGGGUUUUGGGGGAGGGAGACGAUCCUUCGUCGCCAAUCGGCCGUGGAUGGCAAUCGACGUUCUUGACCAAAGAUAGAAGCGUGGCAGAGGAAAGGGCAGCUCACCUAGGAGUGAAGUUGGAAUGGUUGGAAGACGGAGUGAAAACAGUCACAGGCCCAAUUCCAGCAAUCAGACUAGAUCAAACUAGAGGACGGAAAAUAUGGUUCAACAGCAUGGUUGCUGCCUAUACUGGAUGGGAGGAUGCUCGCAAUGAUCCUGUCAAGGCAGUUACUUUUGGAGAUGGGACACCUUUGCCAGCCGAUAUAAUACAUGAAUGUCUAAAUAUCCUUGAAGAAGAAAGUGUUGCUAUAGGUUGGAAGAAAGGUGACAUCCUUUUGUUGGAUAAUCUGGCUGUCCUGCACUCCCGACGAUCAUUUGAUCCUCCACGCCGCAUUCUUGCAUCACUUUGUAAAUAGAGGUUUGCUCGCUUCGGCUGGCCAAGACACUUCGCAUAUAUAUUUCUCUUCAGUUCUUGUCAUUUCUGUUUUCCUGAUCAACCACCAUCCUCCCACCACAACCCAAAAGAGUGAGGAAUUGCCACCUUCUCCUCAUUGCCCAAAGUUCUAGAAUUGCUGUAGCUGCUAGUAUCACCUGUGAUUAUAAACUUAUCUGCGAUGAGAAUGAUUCAUAGUAACCAAAUUGAUAAUUGGGUAGUACUUCAAA